GGCUUUGUUACGAGUCAGAGCGCAAUACCACGACAUAUUUCAGAGUCAUUGUCAUCUUUAGAUCGGUAAAGAAAUCAUGAAGUUCGUUUGGUCAGGAUUUUGCAUUUUUCUCACAGCAUUGACAAUCGCCCAUGGUGAAAAAAUCCUGUCUAAGCGCAACGCGGAUUACGACGCCCAUGAGGAAAUUGAUUGUCAAACGGCGAAUUUCGGAACAGCGCAAACCAUCAGAAACAGCAUGUGUCGAAGCCGCGAUACCCUCGUUGAUCUGAAACCCACGACAGGGUAUCGGUUCAUGCCAUCAAAGGUUUCCGUUAAACGAUGCGACGGCAACUGUCGGACUGGAUCAUCCUGUGAGCCGAUAGAAACAAGGAUGACUGAAGUUUACGUUGAAUUAAAACCUUUGCUCGGCAGCAGGAGGAUGAAGCAGUGCGCUGUCGUGAGGGUCGAAGAACACGUCAGUUGCAGGUGUAUGUGUGAAAAAACGAAGGGGGACUGCAACGAGCGACAAAUGUUCGAUAAGAAGAGUUGCAAAUGUAAGUGCAAGGCAGAAACAGAGAACAAAAUGAAAUGCGAAGAACAAAAAGAAAUGCGGUGGGAUGAAGACGACUGUUCCUGCAAGUGCAUAAUGAUGCGAAUGCAAUGUUCAACUAACCGGAAUUGGAGCGAAGCUGCCUGCAAGUGUAAAUAAUUACAUAAUCGCAUACGAGUCUCCCUGCGUAUCGACGGUCUGGCUUCACGUCUCCGCAAGAGGCAAUUUAUUUGCUUGAUUAAUUUCUUCUUGGUUUGGUGGUCAAAAUAAUUCUAAGUAGUGCUGUCGUUUAUUUUUGACAAUUGGAAGAUAUCGUUUUAUUAUGCUCGAGGAAAACCUUGUAUGCAAAACUUUUGUUCAAACGAAUAAAUAUCAUGUCAUUUUGAGAAA
Messenger RNA from Neodiprion virginianus, 919 nucleotides. RefSeq names its product balbiani ring protein 3-like. Bases 77 to 688 code for a protein of 203 amino acids. Gene Ontology annotation, biological process: positive regulation of cell population proliferation; positive regulation of protein autophosphorylation. The transcript is spliced from 4 exons. Lineage: Eukaryota; Metazoa; Arthropoda; Insecta; Hymenoptera; Diprionidae. Gene Ontology annotation, molecular function: growth factor activity; growth factor receptor binding. The record is from RefSeq and is a predicted model, not a curated record. Gene Ontology annotation, cellular component: membrane.